AUGCUUCCUUCAAUCAUUUCGCUGGCCCUGUUGCCACUCCUGGCACAGGCGCAGAAGCCUCAGUAUCCUCCGGCCUUCCCGCCUACGCCAGCUCGUCCUAUGAUCCCGGCGACAGCAAACUACGCGUGAGUGCAAGAUGUGGAGGGGGAAAGCCCGUUGCUCACCUUGCUUGCAACAGACCAAGCGUUACGCCUAAUGUCAACGACCUGACAGCUCCAAAUGCGCAAUGUAAGUCGUAUUAUGCCUAUCCGGCGGCGAUUUCUCAUAGCUUGUCAGCGAAAUGCCCCGGAUACACCGCCUCGAACGUCAAGGAGAGCGACAAAGGUGUCACUGCAGAUUUGACCAUGGCCGGGCCCGCCUGCAACGUCUACGGAAACGACAUCGAACACCUCACUUUGGAUGUGGAGUACCAAAGCAAAGAGCGCCUCGCAGUCCGCAUCUUUCCCAAGUACCUCGCGCCAUACAACGAAUCGCUGUACAUGCUCUCGGAAUAUCUGACUCCGUUACCAAGUCAAGAAGCGAAUGCCAGUAAAUCUACCAGUGAUCUUCAGUUCACUUGGAGCAACGAACCCAGCUUCCAAUUUCGCAUCUCCAGGACAAGCUCCGGGGAAGUCAUCUUCGACACAUACGGCAGUAAUAUCAUCUUCGAAGACCAGUUUCUGGAACUUACGACUGCCAUGGUGCCCAACUACAACAUCUAUGGAUUGGCAGCGUAUAUUCAUUCCUUCAGACUCGGUAACAAUUUCACUCAAACAUUCUGGAACGCGUACAAUCUCGACAAUGAUCAGGAGAUUGACGUCAAUGGUCAUGACACGCACCCAAUGUAUCUGGAGACCCGCUAUGGUAACGGAACUUCGACCUCUCAUGGCGUGUACGCUCGCAAUGCACAUGGUCAAGAUUGGCUUCUUCGCAACGAGCGAGUCACUUACAGGACCAUCGGAGGCAGUUUCGACUUCUACUUCUUGAGCGGACCCACGCCGAAGCAAGCCAUCGCACAGUAUCAUACCGGUAUUGUUGGUACACCUGGCAUGCAACCAUACUGGGCCCUCGGUUUCCACCAAGUUCGUUGGGUAAGUUGAAGUUCUCCCUCCCGAUAUCCACCACCACUGCUGACUCUCGAUGUAGGGAUACCAGAACUGGACCAACCUGCAGGACGUCAUCGACCUGUACGCUCAGCAAAACAUCCAACUGGAGUCAGUCAUGAGUGAUCUCGAUUAUCUCUUAGUCGAUCGGAUCUUCACGCUCAAUCCAGGUCAUUAUGAUCUUGAACCAGGUCGAGAGUUCUUGGCGCGCCUGCAUGCCAACGGUCAAUACUGGGUGCCUAUUCUCGAUCCCAAUGUCUACAUUCCAAACCCGCAAAACGCCAGUGAUGCUUACCCUACUUACGACCGAGGGGCUGCCUUGAACGCCUAUGUUCGCAAAGACAAUCAGAGUUUCUACGAGGGGGAUGAAUGGCCAGGCUACAGCGUGUUCCUGGAUGCUGCACCAGGAACGAAUGGCGAGAAGUUCUGGACCGACGAGAUCAAGAGAGUAAGAUUAAGAAAUGACACGAUAGAAUGUCACUGACCGUUCUCCAGUUCCAUGACUUGAUCUCAUUCGACGGCUUCUGGCUCGAUGUCGCCGAUGCAACCUCGUUCUGCACGGGAAGCUGUGGCACGGGGAACAUUGCUAACAACCCAGCGCACGUCCCCUUUGCUCUUCCAGGCGACCCAAACACUUCCAUCGCAGUCGAUUAUCGCUACCCGGAGAUGUUCCAGAUCACCAAUGCCUCUGAAGCAGCCUCAGCUAGUGCAGCAGCCGCUUCGCAAUCCGCGGCGUAUCCCAGUACAAGUGCCACGCCUACUCCUGUCCUUGGACGUACAUUGCCAACUCCAGGCGUCAGGAACCUGACCUACCCUCCAUACGCCAUCAACAACUUCUUGCCCGGCCAUUCGCUCCAAAAGCAGGUCAUCUCUCCCGAUGCAACCCACAACGAUGGUCCUUACAACAGCACGGAAUAUGAGUUGCACAAUCUCUACGGCCACACUUCUGGCAAUGCGACCUACAACGCCCUCACAACGCUCUACAACGGGAAACGCCCCUUUUUCAUCCUCCGCAGCACAUUCGCUGGCAGUGGCCAAUUCGCAGGCCACUGGGGAGGCGACACCAACUCCAAAUGGGGAAACAUGUACUACGGCAUCCCAGAGGCCCUACAAAUGAGCAUCGCCGGAAUUCCCUUCUUCGGCGUCGAGACCUGCGGUUUCAACGGCAAUUCCGACGAGGAACUCUGCACAAGAUGGAUGCAAUUGAGCGCGUGGUACCCGAUGUACCGUAACCACAACAACCGCAACACCAUCGCGCAAGAGGCGUACAUCUGGGCUACGACGGCGCAGAGCACCCGCAUCAUCAUGAACAUCCGAUACUCGCUCUUGCCGUACACGUACACUCUGUUCCACCAAGCGCACACCGUGGGCCAGACAGUCCUCCGCGCCCUCGCAUGGGAAUUCCCCGACGAGCCUCAACUCGCCGCCGUGGAGACGCAGUUCAUGUCCGGGCCCGCGCUGCUCAUCACGCCCGUCCUCGCCCCUCUGGCUACGACGGUACAGGGCGUCUUCCCGGGUAUCGCAGCAGGAACCGUGUGGUACGACUUCUACGACUACCAGAAAGUCAACGCGACGCCCGGUCAGAACGUCACUCUGGACGCACCCAUCACCCACCAACCCAUCCACAUCCGCGGAGGCUACAUCAUCCCCACCCAGAAGCCCGGAAACACCACCAAGACUUCGCGUCUCAACCCGUGGAAUAUCAUCGUCGCGCUGGAUGAGGAGUCCCAAGCCAGCGGGACGCUGUUCCUCGACGAUGGCAUCUCGCUGGUGCAGAGCGCGACCAAGACUGUGGACUUCCGCUUUACCAAUGACACUUUCUACGCGAAGCCUAGCGGUCAGUACCAGGAUGGCAAUCCGUUGGCGAACAUUACCAUCGCUGGCUACACGGGAGCGUGCCCUCGGAGCGUGUGCGUCACGAUCGGUGGGAGGGACUGCGGCAGCGAGGCCUCGGGAGUGAAGGCAUCCUGUGAUGGUAAGGCGUUGUACAUCACCGGGUUGGAGACCAUCACGAAGCAAGCCGGAGGAGCAUGGGCAGAGGAUCUGGUGGUCUCGCUGGACGGCCCGUCUUGUGGUAACAAGCAGUGGGGCCAGGGUGGUGGCAAUGAAGGCUGGUGGAACCACCACGAAGGAGGUUGGUAG
Messenger RNA from Lecanosticta acicola, 3224 nucleotides. NCBI's taxonomy places the organism in Eukaryota, Fungi, Ascomycota, Dothideomycetes, Mycosphaerellales, Mycosphaerellaceae. The record is from the annotation of a GenBank genome assembly.